Oryza sativa Japonica Group (Japanese rice) is the source of this 1545-nucleotide messenger RNA. Its product is annotated as tyrosine--tRNA ligase 1, cytoplasmic. Gene Ontology annotation, biological process: tyrosyl-tRNA aminoacylation. The record is from RefSeq and is a predicted model, not a curated record. NCBI's taxonomy places the organism in Eukaryota, Viridiplantae, Streptophyta, Magnoliopsida, Poales, Poaceae. Gene Ontology annotation, cellular component: cytoplasm. Gene Ontology annotation, molecular function: ATP binding; tyrosine-tRNA ligase activity.
CUCGGCUCGGUGGGGCCUACUUAUCAGCCGCCUCCUCUCGCGCCGCCUGCCGCAAAACCCUUCUCCCGCCGCCGCCAUCGCCGCCGCCAUGGACCCCUCGCAGCCGUCCGGGAGCUCCGCCGACGCCUCGGCGUCCUCCUCCUCCUCCUCCUCCUCCUCCGCCGUGGAGAAUCUCGCCGCGGGGAUGGCGGCCAUGAGCCUCCAGGAUCGGUUCGAGUUGCUGCGGGGGAUCGGCGAGGAGUGCAUCCAGGAGGACGAGCUCAUGAACCUGCUGCAGAAGAAGCCCGUCCCCAUCUGCUACGACGGUUUCGAGCCCUCCGGCCGCAUGCACAUUGCUCAGGGCAUUGUGAAGACAAUCAAUGUUAACAAGAUGGUCAGAGCUGGAUGCAAAGUGAAAAUUUGGAUAGCAGACUGGUUUGCUCAGCUAAACAACAAGAUGGGGGGUGAUAUAAAAAAAAUACAGACUGUGGGACGCUACAUGAUUGAGAUUUGGAGAGCGGCUGGUAUGAAUCUUGAUGGUGUGGAAUUCUUGUGGUCCUCAGAGGAAAUCAAUAAGCGUGCAAAUGAAUAUUGGCCACUUGUAAUGGACAUUGCUCGUAAAAAUAAUGUCAAAAGAAUAAUGAGAUGUUGUCAGAUUAUGGGUCGGAAUGAUUCGGAUGAGUUGACUGCUGCCCAGAUCUUCUAUCCUUGCAUGCAGUGUGCUGAUAUAUUUUUCUUAAAGGCAGACAUUUGCCAGUUGGGCAUGGACCAAAGGAAGGUCAAUAUGCUAGCCAGGGAGUACUGUGAUGACAUCAAAAGGAGAAACAAACCAAUUAUUCUGUCACAUCAUAUGCUCCCUGGUUUUAAGGAGGGCCAAGAAAAGAUGUCAAAGAGUGAUCCAUCCUCAGCCAUUUUUAUGGAAGAUGACGAGGCUCAGGUAAAUUUGAAGAUAAAACAAGCAUUUUGCCCUCCCAACAUUGUUGAUGGCAAUCCAUGCUUGGAGUACAUCAAGUACAUUGUUUUCCCUUGGUUUGAAACGUUUGAGGUGGUUCGGAAGGAAGAAAAUGGCGGUAACAAGACAUUUGCCAACAUGAAUGAACUCAUCGCUGAUUAUGAGAGUGGUGCUUUGCAUCCUGCUGAUGUUAAACCAGCUCUUGCAAAAGCGAUAAACCAAAUAUUGCAGCCUAUCCGUGACCACUUCAAAAACAACAGUGAAGCAAAAGUUCUGCUCAACACUGUUAAGAAUUACAAAGUAAAAACGGAGGAUACUAGUUCAAGCCCUCAAGCAUCUUAAGAGUUCAUGAUGGUCUACAUGGAUAUCUUUUAACUUUGUUUACAUUAUGCAGUUGUGUGAUACACAUUCUCUUUUGGUUAGUGUUAUGUACUUUAAAUGUUCAUGAUCACCUUAUACCGUUAUAGUAUGAGAAAAAAGGCAAAAGUUUUGAGUGCAGACAGUGGAAAUGCCUUGUUGAUACCAAACAUUUGUUCUGCUCUGCAUCUGCACAACCACUAAGGUCUUACCUUUGUGGAAAGAAAUAUUAACUGGUGAAGCCCUGUUUGGAAUCA